GCAUAACUUGGGUGGAAGCCAGAGUUUGGUACAGACACGGUCUGAGGCAGCACACUAAAGAAAAGAGAGAGAAGAAUUGCAAGUAAUAUACAUAUGGCACUUUAUCAACUGAAGAGAGGAGGGGCCUUUGCUGGGACUCUUACAGUUCUUUUUUGUUUAAGCUUCUGGUAUUACUCAAUUCCACACAAGACAAUGAACAUCAAGAUCCCAAUUGAAAAUGUAAAAAAAGCUUCAGAAAUCCAGAGAGAGGUUGAUGAAAUCUUGAGUCAAAUAGAGAGCAUGAUAGCAAAGGUUGAUUUAUUGCAUAAGGACAACACCACCUGUGCCGAAAAAAGCAAAGCCACAAUUGUAAAUCCAAAAAACAAUUACUGUGCUGGGGACAGUCUGAUUGUACAAGUUGACAUGUUUGACUAUUUGGGUAACAGAAAAACAUAUGGCGGAGACUACCUAAGAGCAAGAAUCUCUACAAAAGAACUUAAUGCAGGAGCAAGUGGGAGGAUUGAAGAUUUUCACAAUGGAACUUACCAUGUUCAUUUCACACUCUAUUGGGAAGGUAAAAUUGAUUUGUCUAUUCUUCUCAUACACCCAAGUGAAGCAGUUUCAGUACUUUGGAAUAAAAGAAACUCAUGGUAUGGUAAUAUAGAUUACACUGGCAAAUUUAUGUAUCAAAAUACACAAACUGAAACCAAGUGUGGAUUUGAUCUCAAUAAAUCACAGGAAUUGUGUGAAUAUAAUGACCAGAGAGAUGAAGAAUAUUUUUACUGUAUGAAGCCUCCAAGCUAUGAGUGUGACAUGCUUACAGAGACAAGGAGCUGGUAUACUGGUCGUUCAAUACUGAAAGAGCUUGAAGCAAGCCUAUUUGACAAGUCCAGGCUCAGAGUGGAAAUACCAAAAGACUUUGAGAAUGUUAAUGUAACCAGCUGUAAUAAUAAUUCAGAUAAAAAAAACAGUGAAAGAUGUAGAAUUGGAAUGAAACUAGAAUAUCCCAGUGGACAUUUUAUCAAUAAUGUUUGGACUCCUCAUGCUUGCAGCAUGAAAUCUAACCACAACUUGGAAGAACUUAAUACGUGUAUGCAAGGAAAGGUUAUAUACAUACUGGGAGAUUCAACCCUGCGUCAGUGGAUGGCACAUUUUAUAAGUAAACUGAAUGAAAUGACGGUUUUGAACCUUUAUGAAGGUGGUUGGGCACAAAAGCUUUGGGGCAUUGACCUAAAGAGGAAUAUGAGAAUAAGCUGGAAAAGACAUGGCAACCCAUUCAUAAGCACUUCAUACCAAUCUUGCAGAGAGGACCGUACCAUUCCACGAGAAAUUGAUUUGAUUGGGGGACAUGACAAAACUGUGAUUGUUCUUAAUAUAGGUAACCAUUUUAGGUCUUAUCCAGUUCACCACUUCAUCAAGAGACUCAUCAACAUACGAAGGGCAUUGGUGCGUCUUUUCCGAAGAAGUCCUGAAACUAAGGUUAUACUUAAAACAGAGAACAUCUUCGCGACAACUAAUAGUCAUGAAGCAAAAUCAGAUUUCCAUGGUCUUGUUCACUACUUUGUAUUUGAACUCAUCUUUAAAGACUUAAAUGUUGGAUUUGUAAAUGGAUGGGACAUGACAACUGCAUUUGAUGCAAAAGAUGUUCACCCCCCUCCAGAAUACAUCCAGAAUGAAGUUGAUUUAUUCAUGACUUACAUUUGUUGAUAAACCUAAACUAUUCUCAUGCUGUAAUGCUAACAAGUCUGGGCUAUGACAGUAUUGUUAGAAGUCAUCAAACCAGCCCCUACAACCCAAUAGGUUGACAGGUUAGUUGCCAUGUUUUCAGAGGUCACCUAAUUCUAGGAGAACCUGUCUUAUUAUUAGACAUGCGUAACUAUGCCAGGCUGUGCGCAAGUUUUUUGAGACUUACUGUACAUGACUGUUCCCCUACAUUCCAAAUGACUUUGCCAAGUCCAUUAAACUGUAAAUAGUUGGCAUAAAUCUCUGUCAAAUUCUGCAGUAUGCACCUAUAUGUAUAGCGCACCCAUGGCCUUUAUAUAUGCAAUUAUUGCCUAAAGAAAACUUGAUAUCUAGCUUAAUAAAAAUGUGAUACAUAUAAUGCCAGAUUUUACACUAUUUUGGUAUAAAAAUACACAUGUAUGUCCCUCUGUGUGAUUUCCUUCCUUCCUGUAGCCUAUGAAAACAGUACUAGAAGCACUUCAAUGCAAAUAAUGAUUGAGCACUCAUUUAUCAAUUGUACAGGUGCAACUGCUGAGCAGGGAAACAAUCAUACAUAUGAACAGCAGGGGGCCUUACU
Messenger RNA from Xenopus laevis (African clawed frog), 2278 nucleotides. Its product is annotated as NXPE family member 4. The record is from RefSeq and is a predicted model, not a curated record. Bases 94 to 1686 code for a protein of 530 amino acids. NCBI's taxonomy places the organism in Eukaryota, Metazoa, Chordata, Amphibia, Anura, Pipidae. The transcript is spliced from 6 exons.